AUGGGGUACUCGUCUCGCCGGUCGCCCUCGCCGCGGCGCAGCAGCUCGCGGCGGGACCGACGCCACGAAGCGUCCUCUCAGCAUGAACGGCUCAGGAGCGGCCGCCGGUCAGUAGAACGCGAUAGGGAGCGUGAGCGCGAGAGGGAGAGAGAGCGCGAGAGGGAGAGGGAGCGAGACCGGCUCAAGUCUGGGUCUUCGUCGUAUCGGCGUUCAGGGAGCAAGCGGCGCUCGCGCACGCGGUCGCCACCCCGCAGUCGGUCGCGCCAUGAAGACGGCCGCGGCUAUUCCUCCUCCUCGUUCUCGUCGAGCGGAUGGAAGAGUGAGAAGAAGAAGCAGUACCGCUUCGACUCGCCUCCGCGAACGACCGCCACAGAGCCCUCGGAGGACCAGAAGAAGCUGAUUCAACCCCCCCUCACCGCCGUGGCGCCGACCCUGGCUAACAGCGCACUCCUCGCGCCGAUCGUCCCUGCCGCCAGCGCGUUCUCCGGCCCCGCCAGCAGCCUCGCGCUGGACGCGGCGGCAACUAAAGCCGCGCGAGAGCUGUACGUCGGCAACCUUCCGCCUUCCCUCGAAGUCCCGCAACUCAUGGAGUUCCUCAACGCUGCGAUGGCUGCAGUCGGAGGCGCGCUGCUGCCAGGCCCCCCCGCAGUGAAGGCGUGGCGAAGCACAGACGGCCAUUACGCGUUCGUUGAGUUCAGAACGAUGGAAGAGGCGAGCAACGGCAUGCAGCUGAACGGCCUGAACUGCAUGGGCUUCAAUCUUCGCAUCGGACGACCAAAGACCUACCCGCAAGAAAUGAAUCACCUCAUUCCUCCGCCGACGAUUCCUCUCCUUCACCCGCAUGGGGGCAUGGGCGCAGCGGCGGGCCUGGGCGCGACUGGUGCGAUUGGCGGCUUGCCUGGAGCCCAAGCGGGGGCCGUAGGGGGCCUGGCAACCGCGGGCGGGGGACUCGCAGGCGCGGUGCCGGGCGGAGCCGACGUCGCCACUGUCGCCUCCAAUCCGCAGGCAGCUCUCGCAGCGGCGCAGCUCGCGGCGCACGGCAUGACCGCUGCGCAAAUCAAGGAGGAAAAAAAUCAGCAGCCAGAGCGCUUGUGCAUCCUCGAUCUCCCGCCUCUCAUGUCUGAAGAGAAGGUGCGGCAGCUCGUGGAGACUUUCGGUCCGGUGAACGCGUUCCAUCUGCUGAGGAAAGACGACGGGUCUGAAAUCGUGUGCAUCGUCGAGUACGUUGACUUGGAGAGCCAGCAGCAGGCGAUGGACAUCUUGCACUCGAAUUCUCCGUACCGCAUUCUUCUGGCUGAGGAGGCCAUCCAGCAGGAAGUGAUCGCGCCUUUCUUCAAGAAGGCAAAGGCGAAACAGAUCAAGUCCGAGGGUGAAGAGGAAGAAGAGGAGUUCGCAGACGGCGAAAAAAUGAGUGUCCAGGCUCUGCUGCGGCCUCAAGUUUGCACACGCGUUCUCCUUCUCUCCAACAUCGUCGACGUUGAGGACCUUUUGGACGAUAAGGAGUACGAGGAAAUCGUGGAAGACAUUCGCCUCGAGUGUGAAGAGUGCGGAGGCCCGGUUCUCUCAGUUAAGAUUCCGCGCCCGGUUCGUGGCUUUGAGCACGAGAGCGACCCUGUGUACCAGCAGCAGGAGAGAGAGCGCGAGACGCAGAUGAAGAAGGACGAGCGGGGCGAAUCCCACCAAACAGAGAAGGCUGAGGGUGAAGACGGCGCAGCCCCGAUGCUCGUGAAGAACGAAGUCUCUGAGGACGCGACCGCGGAGAAGACCGAGCGAGGCGAUGACGGCGCGAAAGAAGAGGACGCGGAAGACGGAGCUGUGAAGAAAGAAGCCGAGGGCAGCAAGGCAGAGGGAGGCGAACAGAAACCCGCGACGAUCGGUUUCGCUUACGUCGAAUUCGAGGACUGUGAAUGGUCAGCGAAAGCGAGGAAGGCGCUGAAUGGCCGCAAAUUCGGCGGCAAGAUCGUUGAGGCGCACUAUUUCAGCGAAGUGAAGUUUCGCAAAGAGAACUUUUACGACCCGAAGCCCAACUUUCUCCGUUCGCACUCGUCCCUGCAUAACAAGAGCCUCGCGUACGACGGCCCGCGGCGUCAGCCGAAGGCAGAGGAAGAGGAGGAAGGCGAUUCUGAGUCGGCCGCGGCCUCUGCCUUGCCGGGCCUCUCCUCCUGCACGGACUCUUCUUGCCGCUCUGCUGCGCCACAUUCGCACCAGUCGUCUCCGACUGGAUGUGGGGACGCUCCGCCCGCCGCUUUUGAAUCCGCGCCCACGAUUCUCACGCCUCCGCAGGCGGGCUCCGGAGGGUUUGCCCCCCAAGGAGGAGCCCCUACGCGGCGCCCGGCGCCCUGCCUUUCCUCCUUCCUGUAG
Besnoitia besnoiti is the source of this 2361-nucleotide messenger RNA. Its product is annotated as splicing factor U2AF protein. NCBI's taxonomy places the organism in Eukaryota, Apicomplexa, Conoidasida, Eucoccidiorida, Sarcocystidae. Gene Ontology annotation, cellular component: nuclear speck; commitment complex; U2-type prespliceosome. The transcript is spliced from 8 exons. Gene Ontology annotation, molecular function: poly-pyrimidine tract binding; pre-mRNA 3'-splice site binding. Bases 1 to 2361 code for a protein of 786 amino acids. The record is from RefSeq and is a predicted model, not a curated record.